AUGGGAGGUUGCUGUUGUUCCUCGAGGAAGUCAAAUGUUGUUGGAACACCUGUGUACUAUUAUUGUCCAGAAUCUUUUGAAGAGCUUCGGCCUUCAGGAGCUCAUGCUGGUGUGGGAUCAGCUUUCACCACCACAGGCCUCUUGGUUGAUUUAGGUUUGGAGACAUCUAUACCAGACACCUUUUGUGCUCCUGCUCCUCUUCCUUAUGAUUUGCUUUUGGGGAGACGACACUGCGCAGAUUCCGAGUCUGGCAAAGGAAGGAUUAGUGAAAGCAGCUUUGAAACGUUAGCGGCAUGUGAAGAUCUCGCGGGAUUAGACUGUAAAACUCAACCCAGCUCAGUGGUUCUCUCACCUAGGAAAUCAGAUUUCUCUAAUCAAAAUGGGUGGAAGCAGUUGGUAGAUGAAGAGGAAGACUCUUGUCCCAUUUGCUUUGAAGAUUAUGAUGUUGAGAAUCCUAAACUAACGACAAAGUGUGACCACGAUUUUCACCUUUCUUGUCUUUUGGAGUGGAUUGAAAGAAGCGAUAGCUGCCCUAUAUGCGAUAAGGAAGUUGUGUUUGCUGAUUGCUUGAACUAG
This is a messenger RNA of Thlaspi arvense, 576 nucleotides long. The record is from the annotation of a GenBank genome assembly. NCBI's taxonomy places the organism in Eukaryota, Viridiplantae, Streptophyta, Magnoliopsida, Brassicales, Brassicaceae.